AUGGCCUUCGAGGCCGGAAUGAACCUCGAAGGAGUGCGAGACGAGGUGAGGUGCCGCGCUUUCCCGGUCACCCUGGCAAGCCCGGCGAUACGGUGGUUCAAUAGCCUCCCGCAGGGUUCUGUAGCCGCCUUCUCGGACAUCAGCCGUGCCUUCUUGGCGCAAUUCACUACUAGAAUCGCGAAGGCAAAGCACCCAAUCAAUCUUCUCGGCGUGACCCAACGUGCCGGGGAGACGACCAGAAAGUAUCUAGAUCGGUUCAACGACGAAUGCCUGAAAAUCAAAGGACUAACCAACUCUGUGGCCAGCCUUUGUCUGACGAAUGGCCUUCUUAAUGAGGAUUUCCGAAAGCACCUCACCACUAAACCGGUCUGGACGAUGCAUGAGAUCCAGACCGUAGCCAAGGAAUACAUAAAUGAUGAGGAAGUCAGCCGAGUCGUGGCUGCCAACAAACAGCAGCCCUCCCACAAUCAACCCAGGCACCAUGGUAACAGAGAAAGGCAGAAGGAACAGGUCAGAGACGGGGGGCCGAGCAAGGCACUCAGACCGUCUCCCCGGAUAGGAAAAUUCACCAACUACACCCCACUCACUCUCCCAUCAUAG
Molecule: messenger RNA, 600 nt
Organism: Arachis stenosperma
Lineage: Eukaryota; Viridiplantae; Streptophyta; Magnoliopsida; Fabales; Fabaceae
Exons: 1
Coding region: 1-600 (199 amino acids)
Source: RefSeq, a predicted model, not a curated record